Messenger RNA from Dreissena polymorpha, 3234 nucleotides. RefSeq lists its product as uncharacterized. The record is from RefSeq and is a predicted model, not a curated record. NCBI's taxonomy places the organism in Eukaryota, Metazoa, Mollusca, Bivalvia, Myida, Dreissenidae. The transcript is spliced from 4 exons. Bases 185 to 763 code for a protein of 192 amino acids.
CUAAAGAUAAUAUUUACGUUUUGCAAAGCCCAACUAUGGCUCUUUAGAAGCACUGAGAAGCGCUGAUGUCUUGAGGACUUUUUUUAAGGCAGCAGGUUUGACCAAUCCAGAAUUGAUUACAAGCACAAGACUUCGAAAACAUGUAGCCACAGUUGCACAGAUUGUAAGUUUAAACAAGAAUGAUAUGGACAUUAUGGCAAGCUUUUUGGGCCAUGACAUAACAGUUCACAGAUCAUUUUAUCGCCUUUCUCAGGAAACCCUACAAGUGGCUAGAAUGGGACGCCUUCUGACAGCAUUCAACAAUGGCACAGUUGGACAGUACAGCGGAAAGUCAUUAGACGAAAUUCCUUUGGACGAGACUGCAGCAGAGUUAAGCAGCGACGAGGAAAUGGAGGAGGAGAAUGAAAAAGAUCUUCAAGAGAAUGAAAAUGAUCUCCAAGAGAAUGAAGGAGAAGACCCUGAAUCUUCUGACACAGACCAUGAUGUGCCAGUAAGACAGCCACAUGCAAAACCUGGGCCGUCCACAACUGUAACCAUGUCAGGUCAACCCAAGAGGCUUCAGAAACUCGGUGAAGACCAGAGUCAUCUUCUGAAGACGCUGUUCAAAACGAAUAUUGCGUUGAGAAAGGAACUUAAGCGUGAAGACUGUGAAAGAGUAAUGCAAAAAUAUGAAAUUCUACACGGAUUGUCAUGGAAAAAAAUAAAAAACACGAUUCAUAACUGGAUAACUGCUGAAAAGCGAAAAACAAAAAUGAUUAUAUAGCUUUUUAGCCCACCUGCGCACAAUGUUCUCAUGGUGAGCUUUUGUGAUCGCUUUUUGUCCGUUGUCCAUCUUGCAGCAUCAACAUUUGCCUUGUUAACAUUCUAGAGGUCACAUUAAUUGUCCGAUCUUCAUGAAAUUUUAAUUGACGAUUUGUCCCAAUGAUAUCUUGGAAAAGAUUACAAAUGGUUUCGGUUGGUUGAAAAACAGUAAUUUACACACCAUAUACUCCAUACUUAAAUCAAUAUUGUUAUAUGCAAAGCAGCAAUGCUUAAAAGAAAUAAUACAAAAUUGGGAGGGGCAUUACUCGUAUGAAAACAAGAUGGUGGUAUUUGUUAUAAACACGUGUAAAACAGUUUUUUCUGGCCGAAGACAACUAUUCAUACGACCAACUUCUGAAUUUUUGCAAAGCUGGUCAAAUUGAUUUCCAUUGUAGAAUUUACUUAAGUUCGGAGUUGCGAACUGAAUUGACCAUGUUUUUGUUAGCAAGUAACACUGUACAACAAGGUCUAUUUUUUCUCCACUCUCAAUAAACAUGUUUUACUUACUCUGAAAUAGUUUAUGAGUGACUAAAUUCCUUUGAAACAUUGGACCAUUUUCUUUAUUAAUAGAUCAUACUUGCACAAUUGUUGUUAUGUUUUCUUUAUGGUUAAGGCAUUGUGACAUGUAUAUUAAUUUGAUUUUUAUGCCCCCCGAUAGAGGGCAUAUAGUGAUCGGACCGUCCGUCUGUCUGUCUGUCUUUCAGUUACACUUUGCGUUUAGGUUUCGCAUUUAGGUUUCGAAAAAUGCUCAUAACUUCUAUGUCCCUUCAGAUAGCAACUUGAUAUUUGGCAUGCAUGUGUAUCUCGUGGAGCUGCACAUUUUGAGUGGUAAAAGGUCAAGGUCAUCCUUCAAGGUCAAAGGUCAAAAAAUAAUAAAAAAAAAUUUUUUAUUUCAAAACGGCGCAAUAGAGGGCAUUGUGUUUCUGACGAACGCAUCUCUUGUUUAUUUCUUUCAGUAGCAGUCAAACUGAAUUUCUUCAUUUGAUCAAAUAGAUACGAGUUUUUUGAAGAUUCAAAGGAUGAAAUAUUAAAACAAUAAUUGUUUAUAGGUUUAUAAGUACAUAAAAAUAAUAUGUCUAUUUAACAUGUUCUACAUGAUGACGUCAAAACCAUGUUGUUGUUUUUUUCUGUUUUGUUCGGACCAUUGUAUCAUUAAGCAACACAAUACAUGUACCUUUAAAGUAAUUAUACAUGUUCAUGUACACAAAUAGUGUUUCUGUUUAAUGUGUUCUACUUGAUGAUUUUAAAACCAUGAUUUUCACAUUUUUUUUCUUUUUUGUUCUGACCAUUGUAUCAUUAAGCAACUCAAUACCUUAAAAGUAAAUGUAUCUUAUAAUAAUACAUGCACAUGUCCAAUAUGUCUAUCUAGUGUGUUCUACAUGAUGAUGUAAAAACCAUGUUUUUUUCAAUUGUCUUUUUUGUUCUGACCAUUGUAUGAUUAAGCAACACAAUACCUUUAAAGUAGAUGUAUCUUAUUUCAUUUUUCUCACUGCGCAUAAUGCUAUGCCUUUAAAUAAAUAAAUAUUUCAUUAUUUGUUGUGACAGUUUUGUAUUUUCUUAAGCCAUGUUUUAGUCAGAUAUAUUCUAAUGAAAAGCAAGUAAUAUUGUACUAGUUUACAGUAUUAACAGGAAACAAUUGGUGGGAAUAAACACUAAAAUGAAACAUGUAUAGCAUAUUGCAACCAACACUACAUAUUAAUUAUUGAGUAUACAUUUCCAUUGAAUAUUUGUCAAGGAAUGAAAAUAAAAUACCAUUUCACUUCAUUUUACAUGCUCUUUUGUCGUUUGCAAAUAUAUAAAUGCUGGACAGGGUUAUGCAUUUAUAAUAAAUAUCUAUUGUCUGUUAUGUUAACCUGUGAUCCUAGUCAAUGAUUCUCUUUGAUUUUCAGUUUGAUUUACAGUUUUUGUUUUACCAAUAUUUUUUGUCAAUUAGAUCUCAAUUAAUCUCAUAAUUGAUGUUUUUGUGCAGUUACAAUAUUAAUCUAUUAUCUGUUAUGUUUGUCUGUAAUCCUAGUCUAUGGCAAGCGGUUCGACGCAUAAUCCCAAGAAACUAGGUUUCUCAUGAGAACCUAGGUUCUCAGAAUGAGAACCUAGGUUCUCGCUUAAAGAUUGCACAUGGCUUCAAGAAGCCAAGUUUUCAAAUGAGAACCUAGGUUUUUAUGAGAACCUAGGUUCUCAUUUGAAAACCUUGGUUCUCAUGAGAACCUAGGUUCUCAGAAUGAGAACACAGGUUCUCAUGGGAAACCUAGUUUCUUGCGGUUAGACGCAUAAUUCCAAGAAUCAUGAGAACCUAGGUUUUCGCUUGAAAAUUGCACAUGGCUUCAAGAACCCAAGUUUUCAAAUGAGAACCUAGGUUCUCGCUUUAAGAUUGCACAUGGCUUCAAGAACCCAAGUUUUCAAAUGAGAACCUAGGAGAACCUAGGUUUUUAUGCG